AUGACCGACCAAUUAGAAGAAGAAUGGGAGUUAAUAAAAGAACUCUUACAAGUUCUUGGCCCUUUUGAAGAAGCAACCAGAUAUUUAGAUGAUUCUUAUUAUGCAACACACAGUCUUAUGCAUCGGGUUGUAAAAGAAUUAAAACCUAUUUUUCAACCAAAUCAAGUAAAUGAUGAAUUUUAUAACAUUGAAAAUCAUGAUGCAUUUGAUGAUUAUGAAGAAGAAGAGUUACAAAAUGAACAAUCUUGA
Messenger RNA from Dentiscutata erythropus, 249 nucleotides. Lineage: Eukaryota; Fungi; Glomeromycota; Glomeromycetes; Diversisporales; Gigasporaceae. The record is from the annotation of a GenBank genome assembly.